AUGUCAGUCAAGCGGAAAUACGAAGAACCAGAGAUUGGGCCCCGGAUGCGAAAAAAGCUGUCCUUCUCAGGUUGUGAGUCUGAGCCUACUACUUCAAGCGAGCCCAUUGUUUCAAGCGAGCCCGAACCAGGUCGAACCAGCGACGGGAAGAUAGACUAUCGAUACUACAUCAUGAAAUAUCUCAAUCAAAGAGACUGA
Rhizoctonia solani is the source of this 198-nucleotide messenger RNA. RefSeq lists its product as uncharacterized. The record is from RefSeq and is a predicted model, not a curated record. The coding region runs from base 1 to 198 and encodes 65 amino acids. The transcript is spliced from 3 exons. Lineage: Eukaryota; Fungi; Basidiomycota; Agaricomycetes; Cantharellales; Ceratobasidiaceae.